Molecule: messenger RNA, 2174 nt
Organism: Bradysia coprophila
Lineage: Eukaryota; Metazoa; Arthropoda; Insecta; Diptera; Sciaridae
Biological process (GO): regulation of transcription by RNA polymerase II
Cellular component (GO): nucleus
Molecular function (GO): DNA-binding transcription factor activity, RNA polymerase II-specific; RNA polymerase II cis-regulatory region sequence-specific DNA binding
Source: RefSeq, a predicted model, not a curated record
GAGGAAAACUUUUCGUUUUGACAUUUUAUUUGUGUCGUCUUCUGAAAGUUGAAAGUUUUUAUUAUGUUCAAUCGAUGUGUGUGCAAGUUUAGUUUAAAAUUAGUUUUUAAAAUUCGUUAGUUAAAGGUUGGUUAAAUGCAUCACCGCGUCGAUAUUCGGCCCGGAUAACAGAAAGAACAUCAAAACACUUGUCGUAUUGUUCGAAUCGGAGUCGUCAUUUACCUUUCACAAUGUGCGAUUCAUCCAAUAAUAUUUCCGAUCCCGUCGUUACUCCUGUUGUAUCAACUGGAACCACACCAACCAAAUGCACACUAUGUCACAAAUACUACAAAAAUAUGGCAGCCCAUCUUAAAGACCAUAAAAGAGAACGGAAAUUCGAAUGUGACUACUGCCAUCGUAAGUUCGUUUGGAAGUACAAACUGAUACCACACAUGGAUGUUCAUGUAGCUGGUCAACGUUUCAAGUGUUCUUACUGUCCGAGGGGAUUUAGUUUCAAAUCAUCGUUGGAGUAUCACCUGCGUAGUCACACCAAUCAAAAUGUUCAUUUAUAUCAGUGCGAAUUCUGUGGCAAGGAGUUCAAAUAUCCACACACCCUGACCACCCACCUUCGAACACAUACAAAGGAGAAGCCCUACAAAUGUACCAUGUGCGAAAAAUCGUACAGUCAAUUCGUCAGUUUACAGCAUCAUAUUAUGAUACACAACGGACAAAAGCCCUACCAUUGCGACAUAUGCGGCAAAGGUUUUUCCGAUUUGACGGGCGUUAAGCUACAUAAACGCACGCACACAAACGAGAGCCCAUUCUUGUGCCAUUUAUGUGGAAAAGCUACCAAAACUAUCGGUAAUCUUAAGUCGCACUACUCCUACGUGCACAAAAUCAAAGACAUAACCGGACCGACGAUUCAAAAUAAUUCGAAAAUUUUCGCCAAAUAUACGGCAGAGGAAUUGAAAUCGAUCGGUCUGCUGGAGAUAUUAAGCAGAGAAGCUAUGGCUAAUGUUUUGAAGCAGGAGAAUCGUGUGGAAGACAAUCUGGUGUUCAGCAGGGGACCAAAGGCAAACAGCAAUACGAAUAGCAAUUUGACGAGUUCGCUCGUCGAGCCAAGUUCGCAGUGUACAGAUUCUACGUUAGGCAAUGAAAAUGGACAAACAAAGGUUAUCGCUGGAAGGGAACCAUUUGUUAAUUCAAAAAAUUUCGAUGAACAUGAACAACCUGCAACGAGAUCGUGCAUCGAAGAGAAAUCGUCCUCAAGAAGUGAUCAAACAAUUGGGUCGGUCUUCAUCAAAGCGGAAACUGGUGAAAUCGAAGGCUUUGCUGAUGAUUCGUCGUUCAACGAUCCAAUUUCACCGACACCUGGUGACGAUUUUACCGAAAUGAUAGUCGACGUUAAGCCGAGCCUUUAUUUUGAUGAAGAAAAUGUUCCAUGUAGCGGUGACGUUAAUGUCGAUACACUCUCCACACAGAACUGUAUCGAUCCGGAUGCCGACUUAGAGCACAAUUCGUCUACAACAGAAGAAAAAUCUCAAAAAGUAAAACCGGUCAAAAGCAAACCGAAGAGAAAUCGUCAGAAGCGUGAAGGCGAGCUGUACAUUUGUGAUAUUUGCAGUAAGUCAUACAAGAAAAAGGAUCACUUAAAGGGACACAUCAUCACCCACAGUGAGAAGAACUUCAUUUGUGAGCAGUGUGGCAAUAAAUUCCAUAAUACAUCGAAUCUUCGAAGGCACGUGCGGCUCAGACAUUCAAACGACCGCCCAUUUGCUUGUCAUCUGUGUGUAUUCCGUACAAAAACGAAUUACAGUUUGAAGGUGCAUCUUCGGUCUCAUUUCAACGAGAAAAUCUUCAAAUGCAUGUACUGCGAUAAAUGCUUUAGCGGCAGCACUAACCGUGACAGUCAUCAGAGAUCUCAUACAGGUGAGAAGCCGUACAAAUGCCAAUUCUGUGCGAAAGCUUUUGCGGAUGGAUCUGUGUACAAACAACACUUGAGCAUACAUUCGAUUGAACGACCCUACAAAUGUCAUAUUUGUGGAAAGAGUACUGCCUUAUCGGGACCUUUAAAGUCACAUUACAAACGAUGCCAUAAAAUUGAAAUUAAAAAUGCUAAGGAACUAAGGAUGCUGUGUAUGGGCGGGAAAAUGGAAGAGGAUAAUUGAAAUAAAAAGUUUUUAUUGAAAAAAAAA